AUACAUAUAUAUAUAUGUGUGUGUGUGUGUAUGCGUGCAUGCAUGCUUAUGAGUGUAUGUACACACACACGUACUUAUAUAUAUGUUUAUAUAUAUAUCAAACAUAUAUACAUAUCUAUCUCUAUAUAAAUAUACUUCUAACUAUCUGUAUGUGCAUUUAUCUAUAUCUCUCUCUAUAUAUAUCUAUAUAUAUAUAUAUCAUGUGCGCAUGCUAAAUAAAUAUAUAUCUCUAUAUACAUGGAUGUACAUAAAUACACACAUAUACAGUGAGAUCUUUUUCCACGUGACGCAGACCCAGACGACAUCUUGGAUGCAAACGAAGAGUAUCGCUCCGUGUUGCAGCUGAGCGUCGGAGGUUUUUCGCUGCUCUACUCUCCCGAAAUCGACUGCGCCGACGCAGAUGCCUACCGGGAGGACCAUAAGGACAUGAGUGCUUUCGUGCGUACCAAGUGUCUUAAAGAUUGUAGAAGAACCACUCUAAGGUUCAGACAAAGCGACUGGUGGCUGGACAACAUGCUAACCGGAAUCCCGCGCAUCAUCGUUGGAAAAUGCACAGGUGAUGGCGUUGUAAAUAGCAUGGAGCUCUUUAAGACAGAGGAUUUACCUGCACUGGCGGAGAAUGAAUGGGAUCCCGACGUCUAUAUAAAACUUCUUGGUGAGUUUUAUCAAUUUCAUGAAGCAGAAAGUGGCAAAGGACACCACGGCUGUGUACAUGUUUGAACGCCGGGCUAGGGAUAAUAUCUACUGCUCAAAGCUGUCAGAACCAGCCAGUGCAUUUUGCCCUCUUGGUAUACACAAAAGCUGCUUACCAAGACAAAUCUGACGAAGGAAACACCGAAGAUGCAAGUUAAACACGGAUAAUGUUGAAGUUGUAAGUCUGACUUGCCUAUUAUGGCGUGUUUAUGUGGGAAAUGUGUAUUUGUUUGGGUCUUUGUGAUUAGUUCCAGUUUAAUGAUUUUGAUGUU
Molecule: messenger RNA, 965 nt
Organism: Penaeus indicus
Lineage: Eukaryota; Metazoa; Arthropoda; Malacostraca; Decapoda; Penaeidae
Product: decapping and exoribonuclease protein-like
Exons: 3
Coding region: 427-720 (97 amino acids)
Biological process (GO): NAD-cap decapping; nuclear-transcribed mRNA catabolic process
Cellular component (GO): nucleus; cytosol
Molecular function (GO): mRNA 5'-diphosphatase activity
Source: RefSeq, a predicted model, not a curated record